UUAUUCUCUAAUCACAUGCCGUGUUGUACCUUAAUUCCAACUUCUCUUUCAACUUCUUCUUACACUACAAAGACACUGUGCAAAGUGGAAACUCCCCGAACCAAUCAGACCUCCAUCGUCUCUCUCUCUCAGCGUAUUCCACACACUUUUCUUCCUCCAGAUGCUCCAAUCAUCUGCAGUCGUCACCUAGUGUGAAAUUCCCUUUUUACCACUCCAUUUGAGACCCACGCGCGCCACUGCCUCGCCACUGCUGCUGCCAUUUGAAUUCAUGUAUAACAAAUUCACAAUUCUAGGGUUUCUAUGCUCUGGGCUCAUUCUUGGUACUGGAUAGUGGGUAAUGCUAAUCCUUGGAAUCAUAGGGUUUCAAACCCUUUUCGUUGUCUUUCUGUCGGUUCUUUGCCUUUGGAUACACCAUAAGUUGCGCAAUGCGGUGGCCAGGAAGGAGGAGAUCAAUCGGCUUGUUGAUAUGGUAUCCAGGGAGUCUGCCAUGGCUGAGUUCGAUGCUGUUUAUGAAUACAAGUCGUUGCCCAGGUCGCAUCAAUGCGCUGUGUGCUUCUGCCCCACCACUACGCGCUGCUCCCAAUGUAAAUCUGUCCAUUACUGUUCUGGUAAGUGUCAAAUAAUUCACUGGAGACGAGGUCACAAGGACGAAUGUCGACCCCUAGCUACUGCAUUGCAUUUGAAACAGGAAAGUGAGUUUUGUGAGAGAGCUUCUUCAGAAAAGCAAUCUGAAAUGCAUGCUGCGGAAAGGGAAUUAUUAGCUAAUAUUUCUGCUAGUAAAGAACUUGGUUGUAGUGGCACUGGAAAAUCAGAGAUACCUUCUGCAGAUAUUGGCCCUGAUAUGCCUGACACUAGGGUUAGUUCUAAGGAAAUUCAAGAAACUAUAUUGCCCCCUCCAAAGUCUACUAAGUCGGUCACUUGUGUAAAUGGUGUUUCUCACCCAAGUAAAUUACAUAAGAUAAAAUCCAGCUAUACUGAUGAAGUAGCUGAGUGUGAAUCUCAGCUUCCAAAUGGUAAUGCCAUGAUUGAUGAUGUCUGGCCAGAAAAAUUGAGCCACAAGAAGUCCAUCAGAAGAGCUGCUUCGUCAGAAAUGUUAGUUGCUGAUUCCUAUGACUGUAAGAACUCAACAUCUUUAAGCAGUUCAAAAUUGGAUUAUGUAACUGAUGAUGGGGAAGAAGUUUCGCGAGUACUCAAGGGUAAAGAUGCCAGAUCUUUGUCGUUUAAUGCUUCUGGUGAUCAUUCACAAGGUGCUUCUAAUGGCUUGAGAAAUUCAGUAUGGAAAAAAGUUCAGCAGUUGAGAGCGAAGCAAUCCCACAAUUAUGAGAUAAUCUUUCCAUAUGAACUGUUUGUGAAACUUUACUCUUGUGAUGAAGAACUAAGCCCAUUUGGGCUCAGGAAUUGUGGGAAUAGUUGUUAUGCUAACACAGUGCUCCAAUGCUUGGCAUUUACUCGACCUCUCACUUCCUACUUUGUUCGCCGGCUCCACUCCAAUGCAUGUCGAAAGAAGGAGUGGUGUUUCAUUUGUGAAUUUGAAUUUUUAAUACUGAAGGCAAGGGAAGGGGAUUCCUCCUUGUCGCCAAUUAGGAUUUUAUCCAAAAUACAAAAAAUUGGAAGUCAUCUUGGUCAUGGGAGAGAAGAAGAUGCCCAUGAAUUCUUAAGGUAUGCUGUUGAUACAAUGCAGUCUAUAUGCCUCAAGGAUGCUGGAGCUCUGGGCAGAUUGGCAGAAGAAACAACUCUAGUGGGACUGACUUUUGGGGGUUAUCUUCGAUCUAAGAUAACUUGCAUGAGGUGCCUUGGGAAAUCUGAGAGAUAUGAACGGAUAAUGGAUUUAACUGUUGAGAUAGAUGGGGACAUUGAGACUCUUGAAGAAGCUCUUACACAAUUUACAGCUGAUGAAUUGUUGGAUGGAGAGAACAAGUACAAUUGCAGCAGGUGUAAAUCUUAUGUGAAAGCGAAAAAGAAGUUAACAGUAUUAGAGGCACCCAAUAUCCUUACAAUUGUGUUAAAGCGAUUCCAGUCUGGUAAUUUUGGGAAGCUGAGCAAGUCAGUUCGUUUUCCUGAGGUCCUCAGCCUGGCUCCAUACAUGCAUGGAAAAAGCGAUAAAUCUCCUCAGUACAGUCUUUAUGCAGUGGUUGUUCACAGGGAUAGGAUGAAUGAUACAUCUACUGGUCAUUAUGUCUGUUACAUAAAGACUGCCUGUGGUGAAUGGUUUGGGGUUAAUGACAGCUUAGUAAUGCCUGUGGAAUUGGAGAGGGUCUUAUUAGAAGAGGCAUAUAUGCUCCUCUAUGCGAGGCACUUUCCUCGAGGCCCGGCUGUAUUGAAGGGCGACAUAGAGACUCAUGGUGUGAAGUCUAAGAAAAGGAACUUGGAAGCUGUUCCUUCCCGCCUCAGUACUUCAAAGGUGAGGUCUAACUCCCACUGUUCAAGCACUGAUCCAUCAAAGGCACAACAGAAGCAUGGCAAAUACCCAUACUGGGCAGCUUCAGAUGAUUUUACCGGCAAUAGGUUGCAUGAUCCAGAUGAUAGGAGAUUCCAUCCUGUGGAUUCUUCUAGCGAGAGUUCUUCCCUUUUCAGCUGGUCUGAUGCGAGUUCUUGCAGCACUGCAAGUACCAAGGACUCUGUGAAGAGUGAAGACUUUUCCGAUUUCCUAUUUGGGGAAGUGGGACCUGGUUGGUACGGCCACCCUGGGAUUUCGGCAGACACAGUUGCUCCUUCCUCGUAUAGGAAUGUUGAUGCAGACUCGCAUAGGAGAUGGGAUAGUUGAGACAAGCACACCCAGGGAAUGACCGGAAAUAGUAUAUAAGAAUGCGUUUAAACCCUGCAUUCUUUGUACACCGAUACAAGUUAGCAAGUAAGAAAAAGACUGGAAAGUUGACAGUUGACAGUUGACAGUUAGCAUCCCCCAGUUUUGGUAGUGAUAAAAGUAGGUAAGCUGAGUUUAAACAAUUAGUGUAGACCCCUAACCCCUUCCCUUGUGAGAUAUGGUGGUGUAGUAAUAGGAGCAAUGGGGGACUGGGAACAUGUCAACUCAAACAUUUUGUUGAGGUUUGGGUUGAGAUGCUUCUAGAUAUUAUUGAUGUUAUAAGUGGAAUAUAUAAAUUAAUCAUCAAUUCUUUUUUAA
Molecule: messenger RNA, 3121 nt
Organism: Hevea brasiliensis (rubber tree)
Lineage: Eukaryota; Viridiplantae; Streptophyta; Magnoliopsida; Malpighiales; Euphorbiaceae
Product: ubiquitin carboxyl-terminal hydrolase 17
Exons: 11
Coding region: 338-2764 (808 amino acids)
Biological process (GO): protein deubiquitination
Cellular component (GO): cytosol; nucleus
Molecular function (GO): cysteine-type deubiquitinase activity; cysteine-type endopeptidase activity
Source: RefSeq, a predicted model, not a curated record